Messenger RNA from Pantherophis guttatus, 3219 nucleotides. NCBI's taxonomy places the organism in Eukaryota, Metazoa, Chordata, Lepidosauria, Squamata, Colubridae. The record is from RefSeq and is a predicted model, not a curated record.
AAAGGAGCAAGAAGGAUGGGCAUCAUGAGAUGUGUUGCCCCAUUUGUGACCCAAAUUUUCGUCAUUGGAAUUCUGGUAUUUUUUGAAAGGUUGGAUGGAUUCACACUUCCAUGCCCACCCUCAAACAUUGAUUCCAAAAGGAAUACCAAUUAUCCUAGGUAUGACAAUGUUCAUAUUUGGGAGACACUUGGUCAUUCCAUUGAAUUUCUUACAUCAUCAAUUUUAAAAUUAUGGAGUAGAUUAACUAAAUCAAAUCCUCAUGAAUAUUUGGAUGGAACAGGAUUUCAUGGAAAUCUGCUGAAAAAACUUUACAAAUCAUCCAAUGUCCUACAAGUGGCUCCCAAAGCAAAAAUAACCAAAAAGGAACAGACUCAAGAGUUGAAACUCCAAAAGGAUUUAACUACAAAAAUUUCAGAAGCUAUGAGGUUGAAUAUGGGACUGAAGGUGAUUCUCAAAGGAAAAAUAAGAGGUAACAAAGUGAAAGCUCAUGAGUUGGAGAUUCAAAAGGACGUUGCUACAGAAAUUUCACAAGCUCUGAAGGUAAAUAUGGGGCCGAAGAUAACUCUCAAAGAAAAAAUAAGUGGAAACAAGGAAACCCCUCAUGAGUUGAAGAUGCAGAAGGAAGUGACUAGAUAUAUUUCAGAAACUCUUACCCUUAAGAGGUGGCCAAAGGUGACUCUCAAGGAAAAAAUAAGACGAAAGAAAGAGAAAACUCAUGAGUUGGAGAUGCAGAAGGAAGUGACUAGAGUUAUUCCACAAGCUCUGAAGGUAAACACGGGGCCGAAGAUGACUCUCAAAGAAAAAAUAAGAGGAAACAAGGAGAAACCUCAUGAGUUGGAGAUGCAGAAGGAAGUGACUAGAGAAAUUUCAAAAACUCUUAAGGUUAAGAGAUGGCCGAAGGUGACUCUCAAGUAUAAAAUAAGAGAAAAGAAAGAGAAAACUCAUGAGUUGGAGAUGCAGAAGGAAGUGACUAGAGAAAUUUCACAAGCUCUGAAGGUAUAUACGGGGCUGAAGAUGACUCCCAAGGAAAAAAUAAGAGGAAAUAAAGAGAAAACUCAUGAGUUGGAGAUGCAGGAGGCAGCGACUAGAGAACUUUCAGAAGCUCUGAAGGGUAAGAGUUGGCCAAAGAUGACUCCCAAAGAAAAAAUAAGAGGAAACAAAGAGAAAAUUCAAGACUUGGAGAUGCAGAAGGAACUGACUAGAGAAAUUUCAGGAGCUCUGAAGUUUAAUACAAGGCAGAAAGGGAUUCUCAAAGAAAAAAUAAGAGGAAAAAAAGAGAAACCUCAAGACUUGGAAAUGCAGAAGAAACUGACUAGAGAAAUUUCAGAAGCUCUUAAGGUUAAUAAAGGACCCAAGGUGACUCUCAAAGAAAAAAUAAGAGGAAAAAAAGAGAAACCUCAAGACUUGGAAAUGCAGAAGAAACUGACUAGAGAAAUUUCAGGAGCUCUGAAGUUUAAUAUGAGGCAGAAAGUGACUCUUAAAGAAAAGAUAAGAGGAAACAAAGACAAAACUCAUGAGUUGGAGAUGCAGAAGCAAGUGACUAGAGAAAUUUCAGGAGUUCUGAAGGUUAAUAAGGGGCCAAAGGUGACUUUCAAUGAAAUAAUAAGAGGAAACAAAGAGGAAACUGAUGAGUUAGAGAUUCAAAAAGACUUGCCUACAGAAAUUUCAGAUGCUUCAGGUCACAUCCUCCUGGGGAUUCAAAGCCUUCUGGAAUAUUUAAGGAUCUAUGAAAAAAUGAUACACAAUGUUCAUCAGCUUGGAAGAAAUCUAAAGGAAGAUGAUUUUUUUGUGGAGUUGCUAACAAAAAGUCGAAGAUGUGCAAAAAUCAUUGGAAAACCUGUAGGCGAGCAAGGGAAAAGGCUUCCUCAAGCACCCACUCACUCCUUACAGAAACGCUCCAUUUUACAUCUUCCAACUCAUCUGCCUCCUUUGACUUCUUUUGUAGUAGGUAGUGGUGGUGAGGAAAAACCUAAUAAAGUGGUCAUUAUUCUGAAAUCUGGCAACAGAUCAGCAAGGCCCAGCCAUGUAAAACACCUUGUAACCAGUGAGCAGGCGAAAGAGAAAAAUACUCAGAACAAACAAAUUGCAGAGAAACUUUUAGAGAAGGAACUUGAGUCUCAGGACUCAAGAAAGGCAAACCUCAGACACCUAAUAAUUGGAGGAAGGAACUCAAGAAUUACUACUGAGGCACCUGAAACUUUGAACAAACUGUUGCCUGAUAAAACAUUGUCCAAUGAAGCACAUUGGGAGUAUCAGGAACAAACCACCUCUGAUCCCCUUUUAUCUGACUUUUUGUCAAGCACGGAUAACUUUUUUCUUCAGGGCAAUGUCUUUGAAGCUGAGGUGCAAAAACAGUUGACACACCUCAUCCUUAAUGAGCCUAGGAAGAACCUAAUUGCCCACUUGAUCCGUAUGAUAAAAGUGAACUGCAAAGAACCAACUACCCAGACGUCUUGUGAUUUUCUCAUCUCUAGAAUAGGGCUUGUAAUGAAACUCCUCAAUAAGAGAAAAACUAACCAGGAAGCAUCUGCUCUGUUGAAAUCUGACUUGUUGCUGACUAAAAAUGAAACCAAUAUGACUAUAGCAAGCUCCAGAAAAAUGGAAAAACCUUCUGAGAUACCAAAGCAGGGAAUUCGACAAUAUGGGAAUGGCUUCAAUUGGAGGUUGGCUGUUUCAGUGACAACGGCAAUGGUGGUUAUUAUUCUAAUAAUUUGUUUGAUUGAGAUCUGUUGUCAUCAAACUACCAAAGGAACAGAAGGAACCCCUCCUGUAAAACGGACAUUUCUGGAUAGACAGAAGGAAGAUACACCUGAAAAACAGACUUCAGCAUCUUCUUUUGACAAGCCUCCUUGGCUUAAGGAUAUGUAUCUUGAUAAAGUAUGGAAAAAAUACAGCAGUGAUAAAUCUCAUAAUGAAGAAUCCUCCGAAGACGAAGUGAUAUUCAGUCGUGAAAGUGCAAGAUCUCCAGAAAUACCUGAGCCUUUUCCUGUGGAAAUAACUGAGAUAAUGCCACCACCCCCACCAGCAGCAGCUGAACCUCCAGCUCCGGCUCCGGCUCCGGCUCCGGCUCCGACUCCGGCUCCAGCUCCUGCUCCCACUCCCACUCCCGCUCCCGCUCCCGCUCCAGCUCCAGCUCCAGAGCCUGUUAAAAAGGCCAGUUCAAAGAAACUGUCUGAAAAAGAGACAGCCACUAGUGAAACCUCACCAACGACUGAGUGA